UCUUUGGCACACACAAAAGAUAUUUUCUUCAUUUCCAAAAUGGCCUCAAAAUUGCUUAGAGUUGAGCUCCAAAAAAAGGCAACACUUCUUCUUUUCAUUUGCUUGCUAAUGAGCUUCUUCUUCUUCUAUGCACAAGCAAGGAAUUGUCAUAGAGUGUGGAGUUGCAAAGGGGACAUUAGGUGUUGGGAAGAUUGUAAGAAUCAACACAAUGGAAAGGGACUUUGUGAUUUGUACACUGCACCUUCGGUUCCUAAACAAUGCUUUUGUGCCUAUAAAUGUUAAACAUUUGAUCUUUUGUAUUUACUUUCUUGGCCUAAAGAGGAGUCCACUUAAUAAACACUACUAUUUAUGUUCUUA
Molecule: messenger RNA, 357 nt
Organism: Cucumis melo (muskmelon)
Lineage: Eukaryota; Viridiplantae; Streptophyta; Magnoliopsida; Cucurbitales; Cucurbitaceae
Product: putative defensin-like protein 184
Exons: 2
Coding region: 40-282 (80 amino acids)
Source: RefSeq, a predicted model, not a curated record